UCGCUAAGACUCUAACUAUGAUUCUCUUUUCUCUUUUUCUUUCCAACCAAGCAAAGGGCAAUGUAAGGGUAAUUGCGUCAUUAAAGUUAGGUACUCAAAUAUCACCCCCACCGACACCGUUUUAAAGGAGCAAUAGUGCGAGGAGUAUUGGGUUUCCCCUUCAAAACGCAGCGUCUUGACCUGGCAGCAGGUACAAUAAAACCUGGAGCAACUUGAAAAUGGAGCAGAGUUGCGACUGAAACUAAAACAGUGGAGGAGAAACAGGACGAAGAAAAAGCAUGGCCGCAAAACCUGGUUCAGUUCCGACAACGUAUCCCCCGAAUCCGGGCCCAAAAACUCGCCCACCUAUUUUCAAAGACAACGAUCUGGAUUGGGUCCGACCUGAUGGCCGCGGCUUUCACCAGUGCCGACCUGCAUUUUUCAGGACAGGUGCAGUUAAUUCUGCUUCUGGAUCUGCUUAUGCGGAGUUUGGAAAUACCAAGGUUAUUGUGUCUGUAUUUGGGCCAAGAGAAAGUAAGAAAGCGAUGAUGUACAGUGAUACUGGGCGGUUAAAUUGUAAUGUCAGCUAUACAACAUUUGCCACUCCAGUUCGAGGACAGGGUUCAGACCACAAAGAGUUUUCAUCAAUGCUUCAUAAAUCUUUGGAAGGUGCAAUAAUGUUGGAAACGUUCCCCAAGACCACCGUGGAUGUUUUUGCCUUAGUCUUGGAAUCUGGGGGCAGUGAUCUUCCUGUAGUCAUAUCAUGUGCUAGUCUUGCCCUUGCAGAUGCAGGGAUCAUGAUGUAUGACCUUGUUGCUGCAGUUUCUGUGUCCUGUCUAGGGAAAAACCUUGUGAUUGAUCCUAUUCUUGAAGAGGAAAGCUACCAAGAUGGAAGUUUAAUGCUUACAUGUAUGCCUUCUCGUUAUGAGGUCACGCAACUAACAUUUACAGGAGAAUGGUCAACCCCAGAUAUUAAUGAGGCAAUGCAGCUUUGCCUUGAUGCUUGCGAUAAGCUUGGUAAAGUCAUGAGGUCAUGCUUGAAGGAAGCUGCAUCCGCUUCACAAGAGUAGAAAGAAGAUGAGCAUCUUAAUUUUGUUUUCACAGUACAAUCUUUCUUUCCCUUUCUUUUCGACCUUUUCUUUGGUAACUUAUGCAGACUUUAUGAGAACAUGAUAAUUAAGUUUAGUUCGCUUCAUUUCAAAUGUUGUUUAUAUUUAUUCCUAAUUCCACUAAGAAUCUAUUAUAUGAGGAGUAGUUUUAAGCGGCAGGCAUGUCCUAAAUUGGAUUUCUCUCUGACAUUGUAAAUACAUACCGUAGUUGCUAUUCUGUAAAGGGAGAUGCUGACAAACCAUCAAUCCUCAGGUUUUUCUCUUGAAGACAAUGUAAGUGGAAUGCAGAACCUCCCCACUCCUAUAUGAUUAAAUGUUGAUCUCUCUUAAUGGUUGUGGGGUUCGUUUUGUUUUGUUUUGUUUGGGCCAAAUACACUGAAGGCCCUGGCAGCUGGUCAUACCAUCAGCAAAUACUUCAGACUGCUGAGCUGAUAGUGAAUGCUGUUUAUCCCACCAUCUGGUGCUUCAGCCCAGGUUCAGGCCUAGCAGGAUAGAACAUAGAUUGCUGUGAGUAGUCAUUUUCCUUGCAGGUGGUUGGGGUGGAACUAAAUCAAUGGCCAUGUAUCCUUGAAAGCUUGGAUGAACGAAAUCUUAUGCCCCAUAAAAAGAUCAAAAUUCUAACUACAGCCUUAUACUAUAUAUAACCAGUCGGGCACAUAUGGGGGGACAUGAAAAUCAAUAAUGGCAAGUCUAACCAAUCUGCAGGUAUAUCAUGUCCCCGGUGAUAAGUUUACCACAAAUUAACAAUCCAUUUCGUGCUAUUAAAAAAGAAAUGUAACAGCAACUUGUGAAACUGUCAUAACUACAAGAAAUGUUAAAAAUGUAUAACCAUGCGACUGGAUAUACAUUUGAAGUGACUAAAGAAAAUCAUAUAAUAGAAUUGGUACGUUAUUAUCUAUCGAAGAAGUGUGGGUCAUGCAUUUUUGAUCCAUGCAUAGCAUUUAAAGAUCUGUGUGGCCCCCAUAAUGUGGAGCUAUUUAGUUAAAUC
Molecule: messenger RNA, 2076 nt
Organism: Durio zibethinus
Lineage: Eukaryota; Viridiplantae; Streptophyta; Magnoliopsida; Malvales; Malvaceae
Gene: RRP41L
Product: 3'-5'-exoribonuclease family protein
Biological process (GO): rRNA catabolic process; nuclear mRNA surveillance; U4 snRNA 3'-end processing
Cellular component (GO): cytoplasmic exosome (RNase complex); nuclear exosome (RNase complex); nucleolus
Molecular function (GO): RNA binding
Source: RefSeq, a predicted model, not a curated record